UGGUUUGGCGCCACUCCAAAUUCCAAAAAUCAAAAUUUUACAAAUUCUUCAAUUUUCUCCCUCCAUUUCCACUAAUAAUAUCCUGAAUCAGCCAAAAGAAUACUCUCUCUCCCUUAUACUAUACUUUAGAUCUCAUACUUGAUACUUAGCAACCCUUCUCUCUCCUCCUCCUUUAAUCUCCCUCAAUUUUCGCGCGAAAUGGAUACUGAAGAUGAAAUCGAUCAACUGCUCUUGUCGCAGUCGGAUCAAAUUCCGAAGCCGAAGCGGUUGAAGAAGACUGAUUCGAUUGCAAACAAUAUCCCCACUUGUUCUGCUCCAUCCAAUGAAUUUGAUAAGUUGGAUAAAGGGGAUGAAUCGGAUGGUUUAGAUCCUUUAUUCGGGGACCCAAAUCAGUUUUCGGCGAAAAGGGUUUUGGAAUUUGAUGGGUUUGGGUCUGAGGAUGAUCCGGAUUUUGAGGAAAAUGAGAAGAAGAACGAGGCUACAAAGAAAAGGCAAAGUUCGGUGGAGAUUCAUGGUGCUAAAGAGAAGAAGAGAAGGGUCAAGAGUGAUGUAGUGAAGAACAAAUCGUUGAUUUCGCAUCGAAAGGAAAAGAAAGAGAGGAAAGCGCGUUCCAAUCAGCAAGCUGAUUUUCAAAGGGUGAUGAGAGAUAUGAAAGGGGUUGGUUUUAAGCCAGUACCCAUGGUUGAGAAAUCGAUUUCUUCGGUAUUGGAAAAGAUUAGGAAAAGGAAGAUGGAGGUGUCUAAAAAGUGGGCCUAUUUCACCCAAGAGGAUGAGGAUGAGGAUGAGGGUAAGGGUAACAAAGAUGGAGGCGUUGAGAAAUUUGAGGCGAAAGAAGUUGAAGGUGUUGAAAAAGAUGAGGAUAAGGAAAAUGGGGAUGUCGAAAACAAUUGGGCUAAGAAUGAUGAAGGUGUUGAGAAAGAUCAAGCCAAGGACGGUGAAGGUAUUGAAAAAGAUGAGGCCAUUGCCUCCCCAAUAAAAACAAGUGAAGAUAAAACCGAAGCAAGUGAUGAGCAAACUAGUGAUGCAAAUGCUUCGGUUGAUGAAAUACAAGAGUCAUUUCGUGCACCAAUAAAUGAUACAGAGGAGCUGUUAUUGGAUUCUGAAAGGAUUAAUUCGCAAGAUGAUGAGUUGAUUGAGUCUAGCUGUCCUGUAGCUCCAUCAAUGAAGUUAAAAUGGGAUUCUGCUGUUAAUGAUGACAUGUCUUCUAGUGAUGAAGAAAGUGACAAGGAGAAUACUGACCCCCAUCCAAAACACACAAGUUCCACAGCGACUGGUGAUCCAGUCAAACACUUUUUGGAUGAAGAAGCGUUAGAAGAUGAUAGUGAUGAUGGUCUUUUGCACUCUCAAGGUCAAGAUGAAGAAGAUAAUUCUGAUACGGAAGAUAAUUGUGAUUACAUUGCUACUGAUGUUAAAGAAAAGCCAAUUGAUGGUGAAAUGCGUAACCAACUGCACCAACAAUGGGAACAGCAACACGAUGAAUCUGUGACAAAAAGGCUGUUGCAGAAGCUAAAAUAUGGUACAAAGGAAAGGGAACCAUCCAUUUCUGAUGACGAGGAUGCUUAUAAAACAGAAGAUGAACAAGGCGUAUCUGAUAAAGAUGUACCUUACAUGUGCGCUUCUCGUGUAACUGCCAAAAAGCUAAAGCAAAUGAUUCCGCAAAUGUUUACAGAUAAAGAUGAUGUUUAUGUGUCAUCUGAUGAUGAAGAAACUGAAAAAUUGUUGUCUAAGCAAUGCUUGCUUCAGAAAGUGGAAAUGGAUAGGCAGCCUAAAUUUGUAGUGGACGAGACAUCUGGGGAAGUUUUUGGUCGUAUAAAGAAGCUCAAUGUCAUUCCUGAAACUAAGAAGAAAGCAAAACAACCAUCAAUAUUUGAUGCUCUUCUCCAUAAAGGGAGCAGCAGCAACUCAUCAAAGUCUUCUUUUCUGCGACGAGCAUCAAGCCAUCCUGUGCCAUCAAGCCAUAGGCAAGGAUCAAACACUGGAAAAUCAUUUAUAUUUGGACGAGAUGACAGCAAUAGCAGGAGCUCUAUGUCUUCGCUGGAAGAUUCCCUCAAUUUGGGUCAAAAAGACAGUCAGCAGAAGAAGAAUACUUGUGCCAAAUUUACUAGCUCUCAAACUAAGUGGACUACCCAACACACAGAGAUCACAAGUGAAACAGAUAAUACCACUUCAUUAUUUGAUAUACUCAGCUCCUCUUCUGUUGAAACAACUCAUGAUACUCGGGAUAACGCAGUUGAUCAACAAGCAGUGUUUGCUGCAUUUAAAUCAGUCAAGAAACAAGUAAAGAUUGAGAGAAGAUCUUAUCAAGGACCUUAGAGUUUUAGUUUUUGUAGGUCAUAUUCUAGUGUUUACAGUUUAGCUGGUCAAAAUGUUAAAUAUUCUACUAAAUUUAAUAAAUUUACGAAAUACCCUUGGGUUUCCAAAA
Spinacia oleracea (spinach) is the source of this 2422-nucleotide messenger RNA. RefSeq lists its product as uncharacterized. The record is from RefSeq and is a predicted model, not a curated record. The transcript has 10 exons. NCBI's taxonomy places the organism in Eukaryota, Viridiplantae, Streptophyta, Magnoliopsida, Caryophyllales, Amaranthaceae. The coding region runs from base 199 to 2313 and encodes 704 amino acids.